Messenger RNA from Orycteropus afer afer, 591 nucleotides. It is a transcript of the gene IL10, whose product is annotated as interleukin 10. NCBI's taxonomy places the organism in Eukaryota, Metazoa, Chordata, Mammalia, Tubulidentata, Orycteropodidae. Gene Ontology annotation, biological process: immune response. The record is from RefSeq and is a predicted model, not a curated record. Gene Ontology annotation, molecular function: cytokine activity. Gene Ontology annotation, cellular component: extracellular region.
UUGCCAAACCAACCCACAAGGCAGACUCAAAGGAGGCAGAGCUCCGCCAUGCCCCGCUCAGCACUGCUAUGUUGCCUGGUCUUCCUGGCUGGUGUGGGGGCCAGCUGGAGCCAGGACACCCAGUCUGAGAACAGCUGCACCUACUUCUCAGACAGCCUGCCCCACAUGCUCCGAGAGCUCCGAGCGGCUUUCGACAGGGUGAAGACUUUCUUUCAAACGAAGGAUCAGCUGGACAACAUGUUGUUAAAUGGGUCCUUGCUGGAGGACUUUAAGGGUUACCUGGGUUGCCAAGCUUUGUCAGAGAUGAUCAAGUUCUACCUGGAGGUAGUGAUGCCACAGGCUGAGAACCAAAGUCCAAACAUCAAGGAGCAUGUGAACUCCCUGGGGGAAAAGCUGACAACCCUCAGGACAAGGCUUCGACGUUGUCAUCGAUUUUUCCCCUGUGAAAAUAAGAGCAAAGCAGUGGAACAAGUGAAGAAUGCCUUUAAUAAGCUCCAAGAGAAAGGUGUCUACAAGGCCAUGAGUGAAUUUGACAUCUUCAUUAACUACAUAGAAACCUACAUGACAAUGAAGAGGAAAAACUGAAACAUC